AUGGACAGCAACUUUGGCAUUUACAUCUCGUCUCCUCUCGUCACCUUCAUCGUCGGCCCUACAAGGAAGGAAUUCACUGUACACUCCGAUCCCCUAGCCAGCCUAUCAUCGACACUACACUGUCUCCUAAACGGCCCAAUGCUAGAGGCAAAGACUCAUCAUGUCGACUGGUCGGAGGUGGUCGAUGAGGAUACAUUCAUUCGGUUGUGUGAGUAUGCUUACGUGCGCGAUUACACGCCACCGUCGUGCACGGAAAGGUCUUACCAGACACUUGUAUCAGCAUCAGGGAUGGCAGAGGAACAAACUGAGGCUGGUGAAUGGAGCGGGUACUCCUCACUAUCAAUAACAAAGAAGAGCAAGCGGAAGAAAAAAAAAGACUACUGCUCGAGCCGCGAACCAUCAUCUGACCAGCCACCAGCAGAAACCCCUUGUGAGAAUUACGCCGACGAACUAAUGGCCCCAGAAGCGGAGCCAGAAGAAGAAGUGGCCCAGACUCGUGAUCUCUUCGAUGGGUAUGCAUUACCCUAUAGAGAAAAAAGUAUCUGGAGCCACCAUCUGCGGGACAAGUUCAAGGAUCUCAGCAUGCAAUAUACAAAUUCGUAUGACAAUGUCUUAUCCAAAACAAAAGAAAAGUUUGCCCCAAGGGGUAAUUGUGAUCCUAAGAAUGAUUUCACGCCUGUCUUUCUUGGACAUACAAAGCUAUAUAUAUUGGCUGAUAAGUAUGGUAUUGUUUCGCUUGCUGACUUGGUUCUGGGUAAGCUGGCGACGACCUUGUCAUGCUUCACACUGUGUGAAGAUGAUAUAGGUGUAGUAGCUGAGUUGGUUCGGGCUUCUUAUCAAGAUACAAUGCCGAAUGAUGCUCUUAGGACAUUGGUUACAACCUAUAUUGUAUCUGUUCUUGGACAAAUAGGUGAAAUUACCGGGUUCCGGGAGCUGCUGGCGGAGGGUGGGGAUUUUGUUGUUGAUUUCUGGCAAAUUAUCUGGAAAUGA
This is a messenger RNA of Aspergillus luchuensis, 990 nucleotides long. RefSeq lists its product as uncharacterized. NCBI's taxonomy places the organism in Eukaryota, Fungi, Ascomycota, Eurotiomycetes, Eurotiales, Aspergillaceae. The record is from RefSeq and is a predicted model, not a curated record. The transcript has 2 exons. Bases 1 to 990 code for a protein of 329 amino acids.